This is a messenger RNA of Bombus terrestris (buff-tailed bumblebee), 1000 nucleotides long. RefSeq names its product suppressor protein SRP40. NCBI's taxonomy places the organism in Eukaryota, Metazoa, Arthropoda, Insecta, Hymenoptera, Apidae. The transcript has 3 exons. Bases 362 to 844 code for a protein of 160 amino acids. The record is from RefSeq and is a predicted model, not a curated record.
ACAUGAAAUGUAUACACAAAAGUCGGCACGAACUUAUGAGAUGACCUAAUAUAUAUAUAUAUAUGAAGUACAUGGCUUGAGAAAGGUGAAAAUUGUGUACAUAAGAAUCGAAACAGUUUGUAACGGAAAUCAUUCGAGUGUCGAAAUAGAAAGAAAGAGUAUCAUUACCGUUCUUUGAUUUGCUUCAUUUCAAUUUUGACAUGUAUUACGAUUAUAAUGUACUAGAUAAAUAAUGAUGAAUAAGGAAAAUAGAUAAAUAAACAUAGUAAGUGAGUGUUUGUGGUAACAUUUUAAGGUCCUAAUUCGGCGACGAAUUUGAUUGUUAUCGAUCGUACGACUUCAUUAACAUAAUAAAUAUAAAAUGAGUUGCAGGAACUCGGGUCGAAAGAAGAAAUUAAACAGCGCAUCGAGUUCAAACUGUUGCUGUAAGAUCACGAAGUUUGCGGACAGCACAGAACUCUCGACUUCUUUCUCCUCUUCCUCAUCAUCAUCUUCCUCAGACUCCGAAUGUUCAUGUUGCGGUUAUUCAAAUUGCGAUCGUCCAAAGCGUGAUCGUUCAAAUUAUGAUUAUUCAAGUUGUAGUCGCUGCAGCUGUAAAAGUACACCCAAAGGACGAGAAAGUAAGACAAAAUCAAAGAAACAAAUGGCAUUAUCCUGCAAGUCGUCGUCGAAGAACUAUUCUUCAAAGAAAAAGUCUCAACGUAGGAAAAGACGUUCGUCAUCAUCUUGGUGCUCGUGUUCGGAUUGCAAUUGUUCGGAGGACUCGAACGACAGCGACGAUGAAUGCGCCGUUACCUCAUCGAGCAAAGGAAGGAAUAAACCACAUCGUAGAACAAAAGCAUAAUGGAACCGCAUUACGCUCGCCCUCAUAAACCCAAUUCAUUUGGUCACCAAGCCUGAUUUUAAUAUUUUUAUACAUGACAAUGAUUUAUUUAUUAACUUUCUCGUAUUUAUUAAAUUAUACCGAUAAUUAGAAAUGUCAUUUUACUUAUUUGAAAUA